UACAGCUUUAUUUCUAUACCAAGUUAUACUUAGAAAGCUGAUCACUAAACCGGGAAGCUUGGCUUUCAGAACUCUGCUGUAAUCCAGGGUGGAAAAAACUAUCACCCAGAUGGCAUUUGUAGGAGAUUACUGCCUGGUAAUCCUUCCUUGUCCUAGAAGAUUAAGUCUGGCCUGGUGGUAGUGGUGGUCAGCUGACCGGUGUAAAAAAAAAAAAAAUGUAGUUUCUUGUAACUGUGCCAGUGUCUGACGUUUGCUUGAACUGUUUGUACAUCUGGGAGAUACUGCAAAACCUGGCCCUCCUUUGUUUACCCAAGAAAGCUCCGCUCCCCUGUGCUGGUUGUUUCUUUGUUGACUGAAAUUAACAGCAGGUGGUGAAGAGCCCUAAGGUUGCUUGAGAUAAGUCAUUUAUUAAACAGGCCUGCUUGUCCUGAGGGUGUGAGGGCUUUGAGAAAGAAAUGCCACACCUGGGCCAGGAAGCCAGGCUCUUCAAGCCCUGGGGUUGAUUUCUUCAGCAAGGUUGCACAUGGCGAUGUGACCAGAGCCACACUCACCUGAAGCAUAUCAGACGGUCAUAAAACCAUGUGUUCUGCCUUUGUCUGGAACGGACUGUAGAGAGAUGGAUUUUUAUGAAGACUACCAGUCCCCGUUUGACUUUGACACAGGAGUGAACAAAAACUACCUCUACUUGUCUCCUAGUGGAAACUCGUCUCCAUCUGGAUCACCUACUCUGCAGAAGUCUGGUCUGCUGAGAACAGACCCAGUACCCGAGGAAGGAGAAGAUGUUGCAGCCACGAUCAGUGCCACAGAGACCCUAUCAGAGGAGGAGCAACAAGAACUAAGAAGAGAACUUGCAAAGGUAGAAGAAGAAAUCCAGACUCUGUCUCAAGUGUUAGCAGCAAAAGAGAAGCAUCUAGCAGAGAUCAAACGGAAACUUGGGAUCAAUUCACUACAGGAACUAAAACAGAACAUUGCCAAAGGCUGGCAGGAUGUGACAGCAACAUCUGCAUACAAAAAGACCUCUGAAACCUUAUCUCAAGCUGGACAGAAGGCAUCCGCUGCUUUCUCAUCUGUUGGAUCGGUCAUCACCAAAAAGCUGGAAGAUGUAAAAAUGCAAGCCUUUUCACAUUCCUUUAGUAUCCGCUCCAUUCAACAUUCAAUUAGCAUGCCUGCUAUGAGAAACUCCCCAACUUUCAAAUCAUUUGAAGAAAAAGUUGAAAACUUAAAGUCUAAGGUAGGGGGAACCAAGCCUGCUGGUGGGGAUUUCGGAGAAGUCUUGAAUUCAACUGCAAAUGCCAGUGCCACCUCGGAGCCUCUUCCGGAGCAGACGCAGGGGGGCCUGUGAGGUGCUUACCUGUGUGAUGCCGCCCACUGCCAGCCGCUGCAAGCAGCAUCCAAGCACAUCAUGUCAACACUCAUUGCUCUCAGUUCCCACCGGAUGUGCUUUUACUUAGCUUUACAUGUUCAUCUGACCAAAUAGUUUGUGGGUUGAACACCAUAAAAGUAUCUUCACCUCUGUUCCUGGGAAACACCCUUUCAUGUGCAUUUAAGGCCCCCAAUAUAGGAAACACUGUUGUAAAAACACAUGUAAUACCUGGGGAUCCUCAUUAGAAUGAUCCAAGAAUCGUCAGGUUUCUCAUAACUGCUUUCCUACUUUAUAAAACUGCUCUGGCUCUGGGAUGUCAGUUUGAUCUUUGUCUUCAAAAUGCUUUUCUUUGUUUUCUCUUUGAACCUCUGUAUAUUUGAUUGCUAACUAAAAUUUAAAGUUCUCUGAAUUCUGGUUAUUAAAUGUUUUGGCAUAAUUUUCUUUACCUCCAAGGGAAGAGUUACCAGCUACAAAAAAUAUUUUUGAGUAAACAUUCUGGUAUGAGGUAUCUUCUAUCGUGUGUGUCUGAAGACAGCAGACUAAAUAAAUCAGCUCUGCAUCCAAUUUGUUAUGGUUUGUAAGUGACAACAUGUACAGCAAUUCAAACUCCUAGGUGACUCCAGAGUGGAACCAUCUUAUCUGUGUCACCCUUUGUGACAGUAACCAUUUUAGUGUAUUUGUUAUUAUGCCAUUUAUAUCAACUUAUUUUUCACAAGAUUAAAUUUUUAGUUUCAGAGUAAAUUGCAAAAUAACAUUCUGAAGCAAGCAUACUGUAAUUCUUAGUAAGUUGAAAUAUGAACACUCUAAACAAAUGUUCCAUUCGAAAGCCUGGAAGAUUUUUAGCUGUAAUCAAUCACGUUAGGGGAAACAUUGCUGUCUUCAUUUAAUUCAUUCAGCACCGUUUAAAAAUAAGCACACAAAGUUGUAGGACUAAAAAACUUGAAAAGAUUUUAUAAUAAGGGGUUGGUGGUAACUCCUGAGGAUUUAAUGCAUUAAUGAAAAUCAACACAUUGUUUUUUACUUACUUGUUUUCAGUGUCUUAGAAAUUAUACAAUGAUACUGUAGACAUUGCCCCCUAUUUUGAAAAAAUGGCAGGGCUGAAUGAACCAAAGCCUCUCAAAGUAUCUGCAUGGAGGCCAAGGUACUCUAUUCUAAUAGCUACUUAUUCAUCACUAUUACCUUUUCAUUAUUCUGUGUAUGGUUAUGACCUAUAAUGUUGUAUUUGUUAUUUAUCAAGUUGUGAUUGUUUUAUUGUUUAUGCCAAAUGUUAAUUGCCAAGCUUGGAGUGACCUAAGGCAUUUUUUUAAAAGCAUGACUAGAUUUACUUCAGGAUAAAUUAUCUUAUGAAAACCAAAUUUGAAAAGCCACAAGUGUCGAUUGUCAUAAGUAACAUGCUACCAUUCUUGAUUGCUAGAGCUUUUGUUAUAGCACUUUAGAUGCAACUGAAAAUAUGCUCUAUUAAAUGUGAAAAGCCUAAUAAAUUCUGUAUAUCAGUAGUAUAGGUCUCAAUAUUUAUUGUGAGACCAAUGGUCUGGAAACAGCUUGUAUUAAAUAAUCAACUGGUGUCUAUGCAAAAAAAACAAAAACAUUAUUUUUACUAUCUGCUUUAAAUCACUGCUUAAUGGUGUUAGACUAACAUAUAAAUUCUUUCCUUAAAGAGGCUUUAAGACAAAUGUCCUAGUUGUUGAAGCAUUGUCCUGGAGGAGUGGAUCUGUAGAAAUUUGUCUUUUUAUAGAAAUACUCUGGUUACUCAGCAUAACUGUUAAGUUAUUUUUUUCCAACUAGUCUUUCAUUUAAACAAAAAAAUCACAACAUCAUCUUUUCAUCACAUUGUUUCUUGGGUAUCCUGCCCCAUUACUAUCUUUCAAUGAGACAAAAUGGAGUAAGAUGGAAAUUUCUUUAGCUGAGUGAAAUAUACUCAAAUCUUUUUACUUUUUUAGUGAGAAAUGAUAGCACAAGGGUUGGAAAAUGGGAUGGGUGUAUGUGGGUAUUGGUGAUCGUUGUGAAAAAAAACUGGGGAAUCACUUUUCAAGACAUCUACCUGUACUUACUUUUUAAAAUGAUAUAACAGAUUGCAAAGUACUCUGCAUUUUAGAAGAAGGAGUAAAAAGCGAGAGGAUAUUUAGAAAAACAAACAUUGGACUUAGAAAUAUUAUUCAAAAUAGAAGAUUCAAUAUUACAAAUUCACAGAUAUUUAACAAAUUUGGAUUAUCAUAGCGAUUACUAAGAAUACCAGAGAGGUCCUGGUCACUCUAUUGAAUUUUGUGUUUGACCCUGUAAGGAAACAGCAACUUGAGAGUGAAAUCUCACAUACUGAAGAAUUCAAGAAGUGUAAUAGAAGAAAAUAAUCCCAGAAAUUAACCCGUUUUUACAAAAGAAUGUCUUCAAUUUAUGGAGUUUGUGGAAAAUAAAGCAAGAAUUCUUAUGUUUAUGAGGCCAAAGGAAUCAGUAAAAGAGGAGAAUUCACUGGAUUAUCAUUUUAGUAACUCAAACUAUUGAAAUAGAGAAAAUACAUCUUUAAUUUGGAAUCACUGUCUCUGGAUCUGUUCAUUAAAUGCACACUGUAUUUUUUUUUUUUUUGUAUAGUAUUUGAAAACAAUAAAAAUUCUGUAAUUUG
Messenger RNA from Acinonyx jubatus (cheetah), 3980 nucleotides. RefSeq names its product tumor protein D52 (gene TPD52). The record is from RefSeq and is a predicted model, not a curated record. Gene Ontology annotation, cellular component: cytoplasm. Gene Ontology annotation, biological process: B cell differentiation. The transcript is spliced from 8 exons. Bases 617 to 1342 code for a protein of 241 amino acids. Lineage: Eukaryota; Metazoa; Chordata; Mammalia; Carnivora; Felidae.